Messenger RNA from Asparagus officinalis (garden asparagus), 3126 nucleotides. RefSeq lists its product as uncharacterized. The record is from RefSeq and is a predicted model, not a curated record. The transcript has 7 exons. The coding region runs from base 1 to 3126 and encodes 1041 amino acids. Lineage: Eukaryota; Viridiplantae; Streptophyta; Magnoliopsida; Asparagales; Asparagaceae.
AUGGCGGAUAAAUAUUUUAAUAUGUUGCUUUUGUUGCUGAGAAAAGUCAUUCCAAAUGGAAAAGAUAGCAUACCAGAAAAUUAUGAUAACGCAAAGAAGAUUGUUUAUGUUAUAGGACUUGAUUACAAUAAAAUCGACGCAUGCCCUAAUGAUUGUAUCCUCUACUAUAAGGAUAACAAAGAUCUUCAGGAGUGUCCAAUUUGUGGAGUAUCACGGUGGGUACAACGCAAAAAUUAUUCAACACAUGGGACAAUAAGGUCUAUGCUUAAGCAAAAUAAGAUUCCAGCAAAGGUCCUGCAUCAUUUUCCCUUAAUACCAAGGCUAAAACGGUUGUAUAUGAAUAAAGACACUGCUAAGCAAAUGAGGUGGCACAUGGAAGAACGUACUGAUGAUGGUAAAAUCAGACAUCCGGCUGAUGCAGAGGCGUGGAAGCAUAUGGAUAGAACUUUUCCUUGGUUUGCGAAUGAGUGCAGGAAUGUUAGACUAGGUUUGUCUAGCGACGGAUUCAAUCCAUUUGGGAUAAUGAGUUCUGGUUGGUCUACAUGGCCUGUGGUAUUAACGCCUUACAACUUACCACCUUGGCUUUGCAUGAAACAACCGUAUAUGAUACUUUCAUUAUUGAUACCGGGCAAGCAUGCACCAGGCAAUGACAUAGAUGUGUUUUUAGAACCGCUAAUUAAUGAGUUAAAACAACUCUGGACUGGAGGGGUUAUUACUUAUGAUACUCAUGCAAAGCAGUCUUUCAGACUAUGUGCUAUUUUACUAUGGACAAUUAAUGAUUUUCCAGCCUAUACGAAUCUUUCAGGUUGGUCUACAAAGGGAACAUAUGCAUGUCCAGUGUGUGGUCCAGAAUUCAAAGGUCUUUAUCUGCAGCACAGUCGAAAGUUUUGUUAUUGGUUUAAUAGAAGGUGGUUGAACAUAAAACACAGGUACAGAACUAAAAAAUGGAGCAAGUUUUUUGAUGAUACUGUUGAGAAGAGAGAUGCUCCGCGUCCAUUACGUGAGGAUCAGAUUGUACAUUUCCUUGAGAUGUUCCCUGCCGUCAGCUUUGGAAAGAAGCGCUAUUCGAAAGAUGAUUUACUUGGAGUAAGGAACUUGCGUAUUAACAAAAGGAUGCCAAAACGAAAGAGACAAGCACAAGUGGUGAGUGAUGGGGCUAAAGUCGUAAAAUUACCUUCAGGAUGGACAAAAUUCAGCAUUUUUUUUCAACUCCCCUAUUGGAAAGAGCUAAAAAUACGUCACAACUUGGACGUCAUGCACAUUGAAAAAAAUAUUUGUGAUAAUCUUUUGUCCACAUUGUUGCAAGAUGCUAAUAAAUCAAAGGAUGAUCUACGAGCUCGUCGAGAUCUAACUGCAUUGAACAUUAGAGAGGAACUGCAGCCAAAAAAUGUUGGAAAUGACCGAUUAGAGUUGCCUGCGUCUCGUAUUACAAUGUCGAAAGUUAAGAUGCAAACAUUUUGUCAAUUCCUCAAAUCAAUAAAGUUACCAGAGGGUUAUUCCGCAAACAUAUCGAACUAUGUCCAGGUGCAAGAAAUGAAAAUAUUAGGGCUUAAAACUCAUGAUUAUCACGUGCUUCUUCGUCAAUUGCUACCUGUGGCACUACGCAGUACUAUGCAGAAUAAAAAAAUAGUGAAGGUUAUUAUUGAUUUUUGUGGAUUUUUCAGAAAGCUUUGUUCUAAAGUUAUAGACGCCCGUGACUUUGAGAAACUUGGAGAAAAUAUUUCUGAAACAAUGUGUGAAAUGGAGAUGCUCUUUCCUCCAUCUUUUUUCACAAUAAUGGUUCAUCUUACACAUCAUCUCGCGGAGGAGGCUGCAAUAGCAGGACCAGUCCAUUAUCGUUGGAUGUAUCCAAUAGAGAGAUAUUUGGGUUCAAUGAAGCGUCAAUUGCGUAACAGAGCUCGCCCAGAAGGUUCAAUAGCUGAAAGUUACGUGAGAAGCGAGCAACAUCAGGAAAAACUUAAGAAUGAAGUUAUCGGUAGUACAGCUGUACAUGACAUUAAAGAAAGGCAUAUGAAAGAAUUCUCUGCUUGGUUGAAUAGUGAAAUCCAGGAACAACUUGUCCUUAAUAAUCAAAUAUCAGAAGAAGUGAAGGUUCACGCAAAGCGGCCUUACUAUGCUGUAAUUCAAUAUGGUGGGUAUCGUGUUAACGGUUAUAAAUUUUACACAAUGGAGGUUGAUGAUACGAAGGUCACUCAGAAUAGUGGUGUCAUGGCUACCUUCUCUAAGGAAUGUUUCUCAAACAGAAGAGAUCAGAAUCCAGUUGAAAAUAAUAUGACAUAUUAUGGAAGGUUGGAAGAUGUGGUGGAGAUAUUCUACGGCUAUGGUGGUCCAAAUGAACAUAAAUACAUGAUGUUCAUGAUUCGUUGGUGUUUUACAAAGACUCAAAAGGAUCCCUUUGGAUUUACAAUUGUCAAUCUCGAUAAAGAAAUUGAUAGUGAUGAAAAAUUCAUGUUUGCAUCUCAGGUGGAACAAUGUUUCUAUGUGAAAGAUCCUACAGUUAAAGACGAGUGGGUUGUCUUGUACAAGGAUUCUAGGGCUUAUAUUCAACCUUCCACGAAUGAAGAUUAUGACGAGAGCUAUAUAAACAACUUCAAUGAGCCAAAUACAGCGAUCGAUGAAUUCUCGUACCCUCAAAACAUAGUGUUUGAAACAGAUGCUUCAACAACUCGGACAGACAUUCCAAAUAUUAUCACAGACAUUAAACGGAUGCUCCAACAAAUCGGAUGUCUAAAAAUAUUAACAGGAGGUUAUUCGAAGCUAACCCCAAUCAAGACCAAUCCACUGAUGAAGAGCCUCCGAGUUCAGGAGAGAUCAGGUGAGGGUGAGGAAGAGCCGACUCACAUACCAUUAUAUGCAGAUCCUGCAGUUAUACUUCAAGCAUACAUUCCUGGGAUUGAGCGCGGGCCCUUACCAGCAUGUGCAGAGGGGUACAGACUCAAGCAGAACGAAAAAUACAUGCUUGCGAAAAAAAGAUUAGAUGAAUGGGCCCCACAGAUUGAUGAGAUUUUGUCUGAUAUAAAAAAUAAAAUCAGACAAAGAUUUGGAGAAAAACUUUACCAGAAGAAAGGACACCAAGGAAGUGACUUUAAAAAAAAGUUACCAUCGAUGGUUUUCGAGCAAUUGUGA